Molecule: messenger RNA, 2044 nt
Organism: Sinocyclocheilus rhinocerous
Lineage: Eukaryota; Metazoa; Chordata; Actinopteri; Cypriniformes; Cyprinidae
Product: claudin-20-like
Exons: 4
Coding region: 410-1141 (243 amino acids)
Cellular component (GO): bicellular tight junction; membrane
Molecular function (GO): structural molecule activity
Source: RefSeq, a predicted model, not a curated record
CUGGAGACCAUUUUCACAAGCUACUCCCACUCGAGUGAGGGGGAGAAUCGGAAUGGAAACUAGCGCAAGAGGGAUAUACGAGUGAAGAAAAGCAGAGGGUUGGGAGAGGAGGAGGUGGGUGACGCUGCACGAAGACAAGCCAGUUCCGGUUGCUACAGUAACACCUGUUUGAAGGACCAUCAAAACAAGUCUCUUCAAAUGUGAAUAAUAUGAAUUGAUUCUCAUGGAGACUCUCUCAAGCCUACACGAGACUACAGGCUUCUACGGUGUCUGGCUGAAGACACAAGGCAAGAUGGACAUGGAGGGCAGGCGGCGGUGCUGAGGAGUCUUUGCCGUCACAGUUGCAGCCGAAAGAGAGGGGACUAGGCAAGCUUGUGUGAAUGUUGGCAGAGUUAAGGAACGCGGCAGGAUGGCGUCCACGGGCACGCAGAUCUUCGCCUUCGUGCUGGCAUUGCUAGGCAUCCUAGGUGCCACGGUGGCCACGUUACUGCCUAACUGGAAGGUGAGCGCGGAUGUUGGCUCCAACAUCAUCACUGCCAUCUCGCAGAUGCAGGGGCUGUGGAUGGACUGCACCUGGUACAGCACAGGCAUGUUCAGCUGUACACUAAAAUACUCUGUUCUGGCACUGCCCGCAUACCUGCAGACGGCACGCACCACUAUGGUGCUUUCCUGCGUGUUGGCAGCACUGGGAUUGUGUUUGGCCUCUUUGGGUUUAAAGUGCACUCGCUGGGGUGGGGGACGGCGUGCUAAACGUCACGCUGCCAUGGCCGCCGGCACCUGCUUUCUGGCCUCUGGCUUUCUCUGCCUUGUCCCUGCCUCCUGGUACACAAAUGAGGUUAUUGUCAGUUUCCUAGACGCCAAUGUGCCUGAAAGCAACAAGUUCGAGCCGGGCGGUGCCGUCUACGUAGCCUUCGUCUCGUCUGGUUUCCUUCUCGUGGGUGGAUCCAUUUUCUGUCUGUCCUGCUCGGGUAAGCGACACGGCCCACAGGAUUUGAUACUUCUCCCUCCUGACAAACUCCUCCUGCAGCAGCAGCAGCAACUGCUGCAACAACAGCAGCAACAGGACCAGCUCCAGCACCAGUACUGUUCUCUCUCACCGCUGGAUAACAAGACUGGCUACAGCUUGCAGGACUACGUAUAGGCGACUGAUAGUUCUGGAGCAAGACAAGUGCAAUGCACUGCCACUCGACCUCUUGGCGCUCGUGAUUACAACAUGAAAAAGCGAGAGGGACCACAACUUUGAAGCAUUUCCCUUAUCAUUUCCGUCUCUCCCCUUUUUAAGAUCAGCAAGCACAAAACGGUGGAAGUAUUCCCUUAAGCGACGUCUACGAACAGACGGAUCGUGAAUACUGAGGGGCGAGUGGCAGCAACACUGCAGUAGCGACAGCUCAAGCAGUGUGAAAGACUGAGCAAGAUGAUAAAUAAAUGCACAUAGCCAGCAUCCUAGUAAAUCUUAUUAAAGUGUUCCUCUGGGAACGGAUUAGCAACAAGGGAAUGUUUCUGCUACUUCAAAUCCCACCCCUCUUCCCAAAGAUCUGAACUCGGAAGCAAUCGUUUAGCUGCUAACAAUCGUAACCUCUGUUUAAAGGAAGAUGGCAAUAUGUCUCUUAGAGGCAACAGUAUGGGAGAGCCCUUGUUUGGGAGAUUCUUUGCUUUUCUAUUCUAUUUGAGUAAUGGUUGUUAAUGAAAUCUCUUGUCUUAUUUUGGUAGCGGAUAGAAUGAUUGAUAUUCUGCCUAAGCAUGCUUUCUGGAGCCUGUGCAUAAUGCAGUGGAAUGCCUGAUGUAGACUGAAUUGUAGCCAUAUAGCCCGUGCCUAAAGAGCUGUAGUACACAAACCGCUGAAACUGUUUGGAGAGAAGUAGGAGGAGAGAGUGAAUAGGGGUUGCUGGGCCAGGCAUGUAUGGGAAAUCCAUAUCGAGGCUGAGGACGAUGUAAUGUUGUGCUGUUUGCCCCAGACAAAAGCAAGCUGCCUUGAGCUCAGGGCAUGCUGUUUGCCGCUAUAUCACGCGCACACUCAUCGUGCUGCAUGUGUGCUUUUUACUCA